AAAAUCUUCGCGCUGAGAGCUGCGGCUGAACCCGUUAUGAGCUCCGUUGUAGAGUCGGAUAUGUUUCCGGUUAAAUAACUCAUUCUGCUGAACGCUGGGGAUAUAUAAUUGUUUCAAAAGUGGUUGACCUGAGCUUUAAACCAACGACCAUGCCUGAAGGAGAAGUGUGCAGCCACGUGAAAGUGGUGGUCCGUGUCCGCCCUUUAAACACCAAGGAAACGGAAGGAAACUCUGGAAAAGUAGUGCGUGUGGUGGAUAACCGCAUGCUCAUCUUCGACCCCAAAGAGACGGAAGUAACGUUUUUCCGUGGCCAGAAAUCAGGAAACAGGGAUCUGAGGAAACGAACGAAUAAAGACCUGACGUUUGUGUUCGACCAUGUCUUCGGAGAGGAUUCGACGCAAAUGGAAGUGUUCGAAAACACCACGAAGGGAGUGGUUGAUGGAGUUCUGAACGGCUACAACUGUACAGUGUUUGCUUAUGGAGCCACCGGAGCGGGGAAGACACACACUAUGUUGGGCAGCAAUGAAAACCCAGGUGUGAUGUACCUCACUAUGAAAGAGCUCUUCAAAAGAAUGGACCUAACCAAGGAUGAGAAAGUGUUCGAGCUGGCGUACUCUUAUCUAGAGGUUUAUAAUGAACAGAUUCGCGACCUCCUGGUGAACUCGGGUCCACUCGCCGUGCGAGAAGAUGGUACAAAAGGAGUGGUGGUCCAAGGCCUGACUCUUCACAAGUCUGAAUCCGCUGAGCACAUCCUUGAAGCUCUGGAUUUCGGUAACAGAAAUAGAACGCAGCACCCUACUGACGUGAACGCCUCGUCCUCGCGGUCCCAUGCCGUGUUUCAGAUUUACCUGAGGCAGCAGGAAAAGACAGCUUGUCUUAAUCCAAACGUACGCGUGGCCAAGAUGAGUCUGAUUGACCUGGCCGGUUCAGAAAGGGCCAGCGCUACCAACGCUAAAGGAGCUCGCCUCCGGGAAGGAGCCAACAUCAACCGCUCUCUCCUCGCCCUGGCCAACGUCAUCAACACGCUCGCCGACCCAAAGAGUAAGAAGACUCACAUCCCGUAUAGAGACAGCAAGCUGACGCGGUUGCUGAAGGACUCUCUGGGCGGGAACUGUAGAACCGUGAUGAUCGCGAACGUUAGCCCGGCGUCGCUAUCAUACGAGGACACGCACAACACACUCAAGUAUGCCAACCGGGCCAAGGAGAUCAAGUCCACACUAAAAAGUAACGUUGUGAGCGUGGACAGUCACGUGGGACAGUAUGCAGUCAUAUGUGAGAAACAGAAGGCUGAGAUCACGCUGCUGAAACAGAAACUGAAAGAGUACGAGGAGCGGAAGACUCAGCCUCCUGCCCAUAACCCAAUCUUCAUCCAGAAAAAAGCCGAACUCGAGAAAAUGUCCGAGUCUCUGCGCAGCGCGUUUGCCGCGCGGCUUCUGCUGCGUAAGGAGCAGCUGGACAUCGAGAAGCAGCUGAAGGAGAACCGUCUGAGGCUCAGUCACAGGGAGGAGUGGCACCAACAGGGCCUGCUAUUCUUCCCAGAUGACAAAGCAGAGAAGGCCACCUGUAAGUAUGAACGUAAGCUGGCAUCCCUGCAGUCUUACUGGCAGCACCUGCAGAGGCGUUUGGAGGAAGCUGGGAGGCGCUUCGAGGAGAAUGAAGGUUGGCUUCACCGCCUCGAAAACGAGAUGAAGCUGCUCGGGGAAGACGGACACACUCCAGAGGAGCUUAAAAAGGAGCUGCAUUGCCACAGGCUGAAUCUACAGGUGGCUGAUCUGCAGCAGCACAUCGAACACAUGCACUAUCUCGUCAGUCUGCAGGACCAGGAGAACAAACACACACACAAACUGGUUCACGCCCUACUUCCUGCCUACCGCCGCCAACACCUGGCCCUGAAAGCGGCGGGCAUCUCCACGGACGACGCGGAGCAGGAGGAGCUGGAGCACCUGGUGCAGAGAGAACGGGGCGUGGUGUGGGCCGACCAGGAGAACACAGAAGAACCGGUCAAGUCCACAGAGAACACCGUUCUUCUACCCAUGCUGUCGUUCUCUCACCUCCUCGCUCAUCAGAGCACGCCAUGCAGUGCAGAGAAACACACACGCAGAGUCUCCCAGCGGCUCAAACACUCCCACUCACCAAAAGGCGUGACCCAGGGCGAGGCGCAUACGUCUGAAACUGCGCCUAAAAUGCCAAUCAGAAGGAAGUUGGCCAUUUCUCCAGUGAAGCCGGGCUCGGGAAGCGAAUGUUCAGUGCCGUCUCACUGUCCUCCAGGCCUGCAGGAGGUCCUGCGUCAAGAGGGAAUGUACCCGUUGCCUAACACACCCUGCAACGCUCCAGUCUCCAUCCACCUUGACUCCACUUUCGACGUGGGCCGAGACGAACAGGACGAGGAGACGACUCAGCUCAACAGCACAAUAAUCCUGUCCUCCAAACCAUCUGAGCCUCUUGCAGGUUCAGGCAUGACAUAUCUCCGUGUUCUACGCGCCAACAACGCCAACAACGAGGGCCCUAAAAGGUUGGAGAUCCCGUCUCUUCUUGACCUGCGAUCCAAACCGUCCUACAUGGCCAUGACAUCAGCAGCGCAGGGCAAGCGCAAGCUCAACUGCAUGGGAAAAGAGACGGGCCUAGAUACUACCCAGGGUGCUGCAGCUCCGAAGCGUAUUAAACGCGAUCCCUCCGAUACCACCAAACCACUCCGUGUGAAACGCUUUGGAGCAUCAUCAUCCGAAAACGAGCCAAGCAGGAGAGUGGUGCGCAGCAUAUCCGAGGGAAACCUUCAUCAACUCGGCCUUCGGAAGCCCAAGUCCGCAUUUCUGGGCCCGGCUGCCUUGUUCAAGAAAGUCAAAAAAAGGAUGUGAAAUUUGCCACUGUGGAUUACCACUCGAACACACGUCUUCUGAAAGCCUGAUGCACUGAACGUUCUCUUCAUCUCUGUCUCUGAUAGUCACACACAUACAUACAUACACGUCUGUCUUAUGUCAAUUGUGAGGAAAUUCCUAAAGGUUUUAAACUGGGCAAAGUUAAUAUGAAUGUUGUGUUUGUUGUUGUUUUUUUAAAUGUACAGCAUUUUAGUGGAAUUAAAGUAACUUUGUACAAAGACUGUUUUAAUCCAGUGUCAAGUAAAAAAACUUGUUCUUAGUUCAUAAUGCUUAGUUUUUGUCAAUAGAUUGUUUCAGCAGUUUAGACCUAUAUUAAGGUAAGGCAUUGUAAUAAAAAGCUUUGGACACUUUUGCUGAGUGUGAAGUUGCUUGUUUUGGGAUAAUUGCCACACAUCAUGUACUAUAAAACCUCAUUUUUAGUGUAAUGGUUUUACACGAUUAAUAAAUAGGAUUCCAUUAAACCAUAAUUGUUCUUUAGGUUGAAAAGUCAAUAAAUUACUAAAUGUCUCAUUUUAAUAAGCAUGUAAAUAGUAUCAGUAAAAAAACAAGGGGUGUUCAAAAACGUCACCCCGGACUUUUAAUUGUGCAGAAUAAUAGAGCACGGUUAUGAGAAUAAAAAAAAACUAACUUUAUUUCUCUA
Clarias gariepinus (North African catfish) is the source of this 3516-nucleotide messenger RNA. It is a transcript of the gene kif18a, whose product is annotated as kinesin family member 18A. The transcript has 18 exons. Gene Ontology annotation, biological process: microtubule-based movement. Gene Ontology annotation, molecular function: microtubule binding; microtubule motor activity; ATP binding. The coding region runs from base 150 to 2855 and encodes 901 amino acids. Lineage: Eukaryota; Metazoa; Chordata; Actinopteri; Siluriformes; Clariidae. The record is from RefSeq and is a predicted model, not a curated record.